AUGUCGCAACCAGCUGACAAGAACGCUUUCGCCAAUCGCACCGUCAUUGUAACCGGGGCCGCCGGUAGCAUCGGAGAGCCUUUAUGUAUUGCCCUUGCUAGAGCCGGGGCCAACGUGAUUGCCAACGAUCUUGGGUGCUCCCCCGAUGGCAAAGGCUCCUCAGUGGCACCGGUCACGAAGCUGGUAGAUCAGAUAACCAGCGAGGGGCUUUCGGCAGUGGCAGAUACUCACAAUGUAGCCAAUGAAGCACACAAAAUCGUGGCAGAUGCCAUUGCUCGUUUCGGCCAGAUCGAUGCCAUAAUCAACAAUGCGGGAAUCAUUCAGUAUGGCCCUGUUGAGGACCAAAGCCUAUCCGGCGUGAAGGAGAUUUUCGAAGUCAACGCGUUAGGUGCUUACGCUCUCUGCCACUACGCCUGGCCACACAUGAAGAAACAGAAAUAUGGACGUAUUGUGAACUUCACCUCAGACUCAGUUUUCGGCAUGCCCAACAGCUCCGCCUACGUGAUGGCACGGGGAGCAAUGCUCGGGGUAACUCGGACCCUCGCGGUUGAAGGCAUCUCGCACGGCAUCCUCGUGAACACAGUGGGACCGUCAUCUUACUCGCGCAUGGUCGCAGAUGUGUCAAAGGACCUUCCUAAGGCACAAUUGGAGUGGUUUAAGGCGACUUAUACAGGAGAAUCCAACGUGGCGGUCCUCAUGGCUCUGGCGAGCGAGAAGAACAAGAUUUCAGGCGAGAUAUGGACCUCUGGGGCCUACUCUAUGGGGCGGACUAUCCUGGGUACCGUGGAGGACGUUAGAAAUGUCCGCACAGUUGACCAAUGCAUUGAUGCAAUGGCCGAGCUCAAGAAGACGGAUAGGGAGUGGACAGAGCCACACAGCAUCCAGGAGUUUCUUAUGUUUAAAGGGAAAGGGGCGGGACCUUAA
Ilyonectria robusta is the source of this 924-nucleotide messenger RNA. RefSeq lists its product as uncharacterized. The coding region runs from base 1 to 924 and encodes 307 amino acids. The transcript has a single exon. The record is from RefSeq and is a predicted model, not a curated record. NCBI's taxonomy places the organism in Eukaryota, Fungi, Ascomycota, Sordariomycetes, Hypocreales, Nectriaceae.